Molecule: messenger RNA, 1701 nt
Organism: Vollenhovia emeryi
Lineage: Eukaryota; Metazoa; Arthropoda; Insecta; Hymenoptera; Formicidae
Product: zinc finger protein 830
Exons: 4
Coding region: 281-1057 (258 amino acids)
Biological process (GO): nuclear DNA replication; mitotic DNA damage checkpoint signaling; mitotic DNA replication checkpoint signaling
Cellular component (GO): nucleus; spliceosomal complex
Molecular function (GO): nucleic acid binding; zinc ion binding
Source: RefSeq, a predicted model, not a curated record
UUAUAUCUCUAUAGCGCAAUUUGAGGUUAACACGCGUUUCUUACAUGUUACAGCGUUUAUAUCGCAUUGUGCGAAGAAAUUGAUAAGAAACGCGUCGUUGGAGGUGAUUCCCGGACAGCCAAAUCUGCCAGUACAGAUUUCGUCAAACGCCCACUACAGAUUUUGAAGGCAGAAAGACUGCAGAUUGCGCGCAGGAACUGAUAGAUUCGAGAUGUUGCCAGAGUGUCAGCAGAAAUACAACGAAAUCUGCUCGCAUAACUGAGCCUACUCGGGGCAGCUCAUGUGCAUUUUGUGCAAGUCAGUUGUACGGAGCGAAACGGUUUGGCCGGUUCACUUAAAUUCCAAGGCGCACAAGGAUAAUGUCGUGUUAGCGAAAAAGACCAAGCUGGAACCGGAAAGCGCCGUAAGGACACCUAAUGUUCAACCGUUCAAAAGGCCUAUCUCUCCGUCUCAAGAUACUUCGGCGAGUAAAAAGAUAAAGGGCAUAUUGAAAACUUCUAGCCAGCCGGUGGUACAGGCCAGGUCAAAUUUACCAGCGGAUUUCUUUGACAAUAACUCGAAGCAAGUCAAUGGUGCGUCUGCUCCGGCGCAAAAGUCAGCGAGCAAAGACGGCGAUCCCGCGGUUAAUACUGCGGAUGUACAACACACGGAGGAGGGAGAGAAGGAGAAAGAGAAAGUAAGAGAUACGAAUCCGGCUGUUCUGCCGGAAGGAUUUUUUGACGAUCCGGUGAUGGAUGCUAAGGUUCGUAAUGUUGAAUACAAAGAUCCUAUUGAAGAAGAAUGGGAGAAAUUUCAAAAAGAAAUCAAAGAAGAGACCGCGCAGUCUGCACAAAUUAUAGCCGACGAUCAGGAAGAAGCCACGACGGAAAGGCAGUUGGACGAAAUUGAGGAGCAAAUUGGCCAUUGGUCUAGGGUAAUGGAUCUGGUAAAACGUAUGGAACAAGUGCAAGGUACCGAUAGAAAGCAAGAGAAUAUCGAUGAUGAUGCAUCAAGCGGUGACGAAGCCGAGUUCGACGAGUUUCUCGACUGGCGAGCAAAGAAUUCGUAUAAAGAAUGAAAAGAUUUUAUGUAUUUAAUAAUAUUGUAAAUAUUAAUCUUUUAUCCUUUCUAGCAAACUAAUUAUUUGUAUAAAGUGAUAAGUUUUUUCUUAAUUAGUUUAUAUUUAAUACAUCCCUUUCCUCAUUUAUUGUAAUGAAUUGUGUUAUAAACUAAAGAGAUAGUGCAAAGUCGAUUUAAAGAAUGUUAAAACUCAUAAUUAAAUAUAUAUUAUAUAUAUAUAUUUAUAUGCAAAAAGCCGAUUAACCGUUUCACCAUUUAUUAUAAUUAGUAUUGUUUUUUUCUGAUUAAACUUUGUAGCUAGUUCUUUUAUCUUUUACAACUAAUUAUUUCCAAAUCUUAUCACUUCUUCCAGGCGACUAAAGAGGGCGAUUAAAAAUCAAUGCAACUUGUAUAGUGUAUUAAGAUUUUAUUAAAACGAAUUUUUGAAGAGUCAGAAUAUAAUUGAGUUUUAGAUACAUUUGGUAUAGAUUACUUAUUGAUCGUCGUAAGCUAUAUAAUAUGAAAAGUAUAUGAUAUAAAGAUUACGAAGUACGCUAAGCCGCUAUAAUAAAGUUAGUAUAGAUAAUUACGACGUAGAUCACGUAAUUUGACGAUAUCCAUCUUCGUUUUUUGCACAUACUGGACUUUAUAAAAUGCUGAAAA